AUGGCCGAAACCAAGGGCUUCAAGCAGGACAUGGUCGUUUCCAUACGGUAUCGAAACGAUCUGCCUCCGCCCCCCAUGCCUCCAAAGUUCCUAGAUAUCGACACCGGUGGUUUGGCUCAAUAUCUCACAACAAGUUAUGCGUCGGGCCUGGCAAAGAGAGAAGAACCAAACAUUGAAGUGGAUGCCGAAGGUGGGAUGCCUAUAGACAUGAUCGGUGUGCCGGGCUACUUUCUCGGCGACGAAAGCGCAAUCAUGGCUCCAGAAGUCCAACCGGUGCUAGAUCCUGCCGACCAAGCGUUGCUGAUGUCGCUGGAUCAGCUCAAGAGCCAGGGGGCAAAGAACAACGUCUCAUUUUUACGCAAGACACAAUACAUGACCUCUUCACAGAUGGCUCGAGCAAAUGAUGCAUUCAUGCGACCGAGCCUUCGAACGACUCAAAAACCCCAAGCGCCCAAAGCUCCGCCUGUGCCCGUUACCCGAGACGACCCAGAAAAUAUCAAGCGACAGAUUCAAAAGGGCUUUGACCUUGCCUAUCCGGACAGCAUCCCUUUCAAUCCUCCAGAGGCAAAAGCAAACCCCAUCACCACCCAGGAACGUGAAGCCUGGAGGAAUCCCGUCCACCCUGACAACCCCAGACUCAAGCCUGUGGAAUUCUACCCUAUUAUCCCCGAUCUUGAGACCGGCACAGACAUGGCCUCGAAUUGGCAAGCUCUUAAAUUCGACAAGCCACCAUUGCCUCCACACAAGGGCAGGAGGGACGAUCGAAUCGACGUUGGCUUACUGAUGGCGGCCGAAAACGCAGCUCUGAUGCCAGCCUGGCGGGCAGCAAAGGAAGCCUUCGAGAGAGACCCCGAAAAGUUCGCAGAUCCCGGACCCGAGCCGUACACAUGGUCCCUAUCCGUUCCCAAACACCCAGACUCGACCUCGCGCAUUCGCCAGCUCUUUGACGAUUCAAAUCCUCGAAAGGACGAUCCCGGUCUCAUGGAGCCGCUUCUCGAAGAAUCCGCCGACGGCUCCCUACGUCUACCGUUCGAACGUGUCCGUGUCUAUCCACGAGCCACCCAAGAUACGGUCGACCCUCACCGCGUCAUGGCAUUGUCACUCGUCGAAUCUCAAAACCUUUCCCGCCAUUCCCGCUUCCGCAAACAAGGUAACGCGGCGUAUUACUACCCGAUCCUCGAACGCGUGAAAAUGCGAGCCGACAGGGGUAAUCUCUCCAAAUCGACGCGCAACAACAACAAUGCUGCGGGAGACGACGACGAUAUCCCCGACCAAGUCAUGGUCCUCUUCAAAGAGCCCAACGCGAAAGAAAAGCGCUCUCGCGCAGAGUUCAGAGGGGAAUAUGACGCACUCUUCAAAGACGAAUUUGAAGAACUGACCCGCGAAGCACAGGCCGAGGAAGAGGCCGAACAUGCGGAUAUGAUUCUGCAGGAGCAAGGCGAGUUGCACGAGGGAGCGCAGGACGUCAGCAUGGCCGAGGUGGAGGACGGAGAGAACGCAGAGGUGAGCAUGAAUGGAGGAGUUUCUCGUAAAGACCGCGCCGAUGAUAGGAAUACGCCUCCCCCAGUGAAUGGAAAUGGAGCCAGAGACGCCGGAGCCGGGGCGGACGAAGAUGGAUUUGACGAGGACGAAGACAUGCGGGACGAUUGA
Molecule: messenger RNA, 1650 nt
Organism: Fonsecaea multimorphosa CBS 102226
Lineage: Eukaryota; Fungi; Ascomycota; Eurotiomycetes; Chaetothyriales; Herpotrichiellaceae
Exons: 2
Coding region: 1-1650 (549 amino acids)
Biological process (GO): transcription elongation by RNA polymerase II
Cellular component (GO): Cdc73/Paf1 complex
Molecular function (GO): RNA polymerase II complex binding; chromatin binding
Source: RefSeq, a predicted model, not a curated record